Molecule: messenger RNA, 336 nt
Organism: Soboliphyme baturini
Lineage: Eukaryota; Metazoa; Nematoda; Enoplea; Dioctophymatida; Soboliphymatidae
Source: the annotation of a GenBank genome assembly
AUGCUGCCUGACACGAAAAAGUAUUUCUCUGAAAAAUUCUCGAGCCCUGACGACGUUCCGCACAAUAAAUUUUACCAGAAUCAGGGUACGAAGAUCUUGAAAAUGCUGAAAAAGGUGGUACACGAUUGCGACAACGAAGAGGCCUUGAAACACGACGUGCACGAAAUAGUGAAAAUUCACGAAGAGAAAAAGGUGCCCGUGGACGUUGUCAAGAGUGCUAGACCAGUGAUAAUGAAGUUCCUGACGCAGAAAACGGGAAUGACCGAGGAAGAGAGGGCCGCCUGGAAACAACUGAUGACAGAAACGGAGAAGCUCUUGGAAAAGAAAAAGCAUUAA